AUGACCGUGGAUAUGGACGCAGUCCUAUCCAACUUUGUUCAGACCACGGGAGCGGAACCGGGAUUAGCCAGAGACUUGCUGGAAGGCAAGAAUUGGGACGUGAACGCCGCCUUGAGCGAUUUUAAUCAGCUGCGACAGGUGCACGGCAGGAGCUUGAUGUACGCUUUCCCCCAAGAGAUAAGGGAAAAAGAUAUGGCGCGCCUCGGACGCCCCGUGCUGCAGAGACAAGAUGACGUGACACAAGCCGCCGACAAGCGUCAGCCAAGGGCGGCGGCUGCGUCCCCCGCGCCAGCGGGGGGCGAUGACGAGCGGCUGCUGAACACGCCCGAGUACACCUUCCAGCUGCCCGACCUGAGCGCGUACCAGGACGACUUCCGGGUCAGCGAGCGGGACCUGAUCGAGAAGUCCAUGAUGGUGGCGCUGGAGCACGCCGGGCGUCUGAACUGGUGGACUAAAGUGGUACCCAACUGCCAGAGUUUGUUGCCCCUGACCACCACUGGAGACGGAAACUGCCUGUUGCACGCCGCCUCGCUUGGGAUGUGGGGCUGUCACGACCGCGACCUAUCGCUGCGCAAGGCGCUACACGAGCAGAUGGAUCACGGCGCGGAGCAGGAGGCCCUCAAGCGGCGCUGGAGGUGGCAGCUGACUCAGCAGAACAAAGAGUCCGGUUUGGUGUACAGCGAGGACGAGUGGCAAAAAGAGUGGAAGGAGCUGCUGAAGCUGGCGUCCAGCGAGCCGCGAGUCAACUACAGCAACCAUCUCAACAACCGGGGGGAGUCGUCGGACGAGCCCGUCUACGAGAGCCUGGAGGAGUUCCACGUCUUUGUCCUGGCCCACGUUCUCAAGCGGCCCAUCGUGGUGGUGGCCGACACCGUGCUGAGGGACUCGGGAGGAGAAGCCUUCGCCCCCAUCCCCUUCGGCGGUAUCUACCUCCCGCUGGAAGCGGACGCCGCCGACUGCCACCGCUCGCCGCUGGUGCUGGCUUACGACCAGGCGCACUUCUCGGCGCUGGUGCCCAUGGAGCAGAAGGAUGGUUCGGCCGAGCGAGUGGUGAUCCCGCUGACUGACUCGGAGCACAAAAUGCUGCCCCUGCACUUUGCCGUGAAUCCGGGGAAAGACUGGGAGUGGGGCAAGGACGACGCCAGCAACACGAUGCUCGGAAGUGUGACUCUGUCGUUGGAGGCGAAGCUCCAGAAGCUGCACACCUACAUGACCGUCACCUGGCUGCCGCUUCCCUGCGAGCAAGCGCCGCUGGCCCAACCCGAGUCGCCCACCGCCUCGGCCGGAGAGGACGCCCGCACGCCCCCGGACUCGGGCGAGUCGGACAAGGAGUCGGUCGGCAGCGGCUCCAAUGGCGACGCCGCCGCGCCGGCCAAGAACAACUCGUCGGCCUCGUCCGCGUCCUCCAACGGCGGCGGGUCGACGGCGUUGGGGCUAAAGGACAAAUCGAAGAAGGAGAAGGACAAGAAGAGGGCCGAGUCGGUGGCCAACAAACUGGGCAGCUUCGGCAAGACGCUGGGCAGCAAGUUGAAGCGCAACGUGGGUGGGCUGAUGACGGGUAAGAGCGGCGGAGGCGCGCACGGCAAGAAGGAGACCACCAGCGGCGGUGGCAAAAAGAAGCCCGAGAAGGACGGCUCUCCCCCCACCUCGGAAGACUCCUGCAAGGGCUCGCCCUCGUCGGGCAGCGAGCGCCUGGACGGGACGGGCGCCGAGGGCGAGGCCUACAAGUACGGCGCCGAGGUCAAGGCCAGCCUGGGCCUCCUGAAGGCGGCCAUGCACGGCGAGAGGAAGUUCAUUUUCGCCGGCGUGCUGGCCAUCGACGACCGCCACCCGCAGCGGGAGCGGCGCAUCCAGCGAUACCUGACCGAGGUGGAGGAGCGCUUCCGCGCCGAGCAGGAGCAGCGCCGCGAGGCCGAGCGCAAGGCGGCGGCGCCGGAGCUCGACCCGUCGCCCUCCUCGGGCCGGCUCCAGACCUCCCUCCUCAACCCGUCGAUGUACUCCGGCGUCGUGCCCAUCCCGCGGCCCUCCGUCCUGGAGCGCCCGCCCUCUUCCGGGGCUUUCCGCGCGCUCCCGGCGGACACUCGGCGGCAGCUGGCCGGCGGCUCCUACCCCUCCUACGUGACGCUCCCGCGGCACAACCCCGCAGUUUCUAACUCGGAAGUCCCCGCCCCCCUUCGUCCGCCACCCCAGCUCAUCCCGCCGGACUACCCCUCCGACGACUCCCCGCCGCCGAUGCGCCACCACUCCCUGGGCAGCGCGGGCGCCCUUCCCGGCCCGCCGUCCGCUCAGUGUCGGACCCCCGACUGCAAAUUCUACGGACACCCCGAGACGGGCAACUACUGCUCCUACUGCUACCGCGAGAAGAAGGAGACUGGGCCCGUCCAGAGGUUUUGA
Molecule: messenger RNA, 2394 nt
Organism: Nerophis lumbriciformis (worm pipefish)
Lineage: Eukaryota; Metazoa; Chordata; Actinopteri; Syngnathiformes; Syngnathidae
Source: RefSeq, a predicted model, not a curated record